AUGGCUUCCACCUCGUCCAAAGUUGGCCAUGGGCUGGCAAAAGUCCUCCGCAUCAACCUCGAUGAGCGUCAAGCCAGUAAAGACUCGGUCACCCGCGGUGAAUCUACAUACUCGAUAAGCACCGCCGACACAUAUGUGGAAGAAGAACCGACGUCCCUGGAUUGGGUCAUGGAUCUACUUCCCAGCGGGCGAGACAUGGGCACUUAUGCUCGAAAUCUUUUCCCCUUCACAAGGUGGAUCGGCAGAUACAAUGUCCAGUGGCUGAUUGGAGAUCUCGUCGCCGGUAUCACUGUCGGCGCCGUCGUGGUGCCUCAGGGUAUGGCCUAUGCGAAACUCGCCGAACUUCCUGUUCAGUAUGGUCUCUACUCGUCUUUUAUGGGUGUUUUGAUAUACUGGUUCUUCGCCACCUCCAAGGAUAUCACGAUUGGUCCGGUCGCCGUCAUGUCGACCAUUGUUGGCAACAUUGUCAACAAGGUUGCCGAAGAACAUCCAGAUGUCCCUGGUCAUGUUGUCGCGUCCGCCCUUGCCAUCAUCUGUGGUGCCAUUGUCUGUUUCAUCGGCCUUAUUCGAUGUGGUUGGAUAGUCGACUUUAUUCCUUUGACUGCUAUUUCCGCCUUCAUGACCGGCUCCGCGUUGAAUAUCGCGGUCGGCCAGGUGCCUACGAUGAUGGGAAUCAAGGUCAAGGGCUUCAACACGAGAGCGUCCACCUACCUGGUCAUCAUCAACACCUUGAAAUACCUCGGACACACCAAGAUUGACGCCGCCAUGGGUCUCACUGCGCUUUUCCUACUCUAUCUCAUCCGCUUCACGUGCAACCAACUGGCGAAGCGCAACCCCGAUCGAGCCAAGAUGUUUUUCUUCAUUUCGACCCUUCGCACGGCUUUUGUCAUCCUCCUGUACACGCUCAUUAGCUGGCUGGUCAAUCGCCAUCACCGCGAUGAUCACGUCUUUCAGAUUCUCGGAAAGGUGCCUCGUGGUUUCAAGGACGCCAGAGUUCCCGAAAUCAACACGGAAAUCAUCAGCUAUUUCGCGAGCGAACUCCCCGCGUCGGUUAUUGUCCUUUUGAUCGAGCACAUCGCCAUCUCCAAGUCGUUCGGCCGAGUCAACAAUUAUACCAUUAACCCGUCGCAGGAGCUGGUUGCCAUUGGUGUCACCAACCUGCUGGGCCCCUUCUUGGGUGCAUAUCCUGCGACCGGUUCUUUCUCACGAACGGCCAUCAAAUCGAAAGCGGGCGUCCGAACGCCCUUCGCCGGUGUGAUCACUGCCGUCGUUGUUCUUCUGGCCAUCUACGCCUUGCCGGCAGUCUUCUACUACAUUCCCAACGCCUCGCUCUCGGGAGUCAUCAUCCACGCCGUGGGUGACUUGAUCACUCCCCCCAACACCGUCUACCAAUUUUGGCGCGUCUCGCCCAUCGAGGUCAUCAUUUUCUUCGCCGGUGUCCUCGUCACCGUCUUUUCUUCGAUCGAAAACGGCAUUUACACCACCAUCUCCGUCAGCGCCGCUGUGCUCUUGUUCCGCGUCGUCAAGGCCAACGGCCACUUUGUCGGCAAGGUCAAGGUCCACUCCGUGAUAGGCGACCAUCUGGUCGAGGACAAGUUCCACGACAACAAGCGCGUCUCCGAUGACGACCGGGCGGUGCGGGACAUCUUCCUCCCGCUCGACCACAACGACGGCUCGAACCCUUCUGUGCACGUCGAGGCCCCUUACCCGGGCGUCUUCGUGUACCGCUUCUCGGAAGGCUUCAACUACCCCAACGCCAACCACUACACCGACUACCUGGUCAAGUACAUCUUUGAGCACACGCGCCGCACGAACCCGCACUCCUGGCCGCGCCCCGGCGACCGACCCUGGAACAACCCGGGCCCGCGGCGCGGCAAGUCCGAAGAUGACCGCUCGCACCUCCCCACGCUCAGGGCCAUUGUCCUGGACAUGUCGUCGGUCAACAACGUCGACGUGACCAGCGUACAGAACCUGAUUGACGUUCGCAACCAACUCGACCGCUACACCACGCCCGAGACGGUGCAGUGGCACUUUGCCUGCAUCACCAACCGCUGGACGAAACGGGCCCUGGCGUCCGCCGGGUUCGGGUACCCCUCGGCGCCCACGGGUGAGGAGUACCACCGCUGGAAACCCAUCUUCAGCGUCGCCGAGAUCGGCGGGUCAGCCAGCGCCGCCGCGGCCGCCGAGGCGGAGAGCAACCGGCGCCUGUCGCGCAUGCACUCGUCCGACGAGGAACACGGACAUUUUGGCAAGGUUCAUUCCCGGACGAGCAGCGGUCACGGUGUCAAGUCCGCCGACGCCAUCGAAAAGGCCCGGUACAAGGAUGAUGACUUUGACAACACCAACAAAAGUUCUGGGUCCGGGUCGAACGGAUCGUCACCGCCUGAUCUGUCGAGAGAGAUCACCAACAGCAAGGCGUACUCGAGGGCGACUUCCAAACGCGUCGCCGUCGUGCACGGCCUGAACAGACCCUUUUUCCACAUCGACCUGACCAGUGCUCUACAGAGUGCCAUUGCCACGGUCGAACAUCAGAACAAUCUACGUCAGGCGGAAAACGAUGGUGAAGGUGUAUCGAAUGAUGAUAAAGAAUGA
This is a messenger RNA of Exophiala oligosperma, 2592 nucleotides long. RefSeq lists its product as uncharacterized. Gene Ontology annotation, biological process: transmembrane transport. The record is from RefSeq and is a predicted model, not a curated record. Lineage: Eukaryota; Fungi; Ascomycota; Eurotiomycetes; Chaetothyriales; Herpotrichiellaceae. The coding region runs from base 1 to 2592 and encodes 863 amino acids. Gene Ontology annotation, cellular component: membrane. The transcript has a single exon. Gene Ontology annotation, molecular function: secondary active sulfate transmembrane transporter activity.